AUGCUGUCAGCUAUAGUGGUGGUGCUUAAGGUGAAGGCAUGGCAACAGAAGAGGGCGCUGAAUAAGGUGUGCGGAACGCAGGCAUCCCAGGAGCCUCGGCGGUGGGAGGAGGACUAUCAACUGGUGGCGUUGCUCCAGUUUGGCUUCAUCACCAUCUUUGUGACAGCGUUCCCCCUGGCGCCGCUCUUUGCCCUGCUCAACAACAGGGCCGAGAUGUGCCUGGACGCCCACAAGUUUGUGUGCGAGUACAGGAGGCCCGUGGCCGAGCGUGCGCAGAACAUCGGCGUGUGGUUCAACAUCCUGGAGGCCUUGUCGCACCUCUCCGUCAUCAUCAUCCGUCAUCCUCAUUUCUGUGCGACCCAGACUGAGGGAGAAUCACUGUACUGCUAACUGCUGGAC
Messenger RNA from Salmo salar (Atlantic salmon), 399 nucleotides. The record is from RefSeq and is a predicted model, not a curated record. NCBI's taxonomy places the organism in Eukaryota, Metazoa, Chordata, Actinopteri, Salmoniformes, Salmonidae.